Megalops cyprinoides (Indo-Pacific tarpon) is the source of this 746-nucleotide messenger RNA. Its product is annotated as porimin-like. The coding region runs from base 89 to 556 and encodes 155 amino acids. The transcript has 4 exons. Gene Ontology annotation, cellular component: cytoplasmic vesicle. Lineage: Eukaryota; Metazoa; Chordata; Actinopteri; Elopiformes; Megalopidae. The record is from RefSeq and is a predicted model, not a curated record.
ACUAUUUAGGUAUUAAUGUUACUGCACAAGUCUCUGUGGUAUAAUUUGUCCGCCUCGUUAGCAAGGACCAUCUGAAGUUCUGGAUAAAAUGGCAUUUAAAGCGUUGCGUCUCUUCACGUCUGCAGCGUUGUUGGCUUCGUACUCAAUGAUUUUCGUGUCAUCUGAGAUGGAAGCUCUUCAACGUGAAAGUAAUGCCACCAAUGGUACCACACUGGCAACAAUGACGAUGAUGAUGACAACGAAAAUGUUGCCAACAAAUGUGGGAGGUCUCCAUUCACCUGCAAGCAAUGUUACCAGAGGAAGUACGAUUGCGACAUCCAGCCAAACAAAAUCAAGGGCCGCAACCACCAGCCAGAAGCCUGUUCAUUCCACUACAGGUGUCACCAGCACCACUGCUUACACUUGUGCAAGCUCCACUUUCCAUGCAGUGAGCUUCUUUGGGGGCAUAGUGCUAACCUUGGUCGUGACCCUCACAGUUUUCCUGGGAUAUAGGUUCUCUUGCUCGAAGCCAGAAGUGCGGUACCGCGCCAUAGAGGAGCAUGAAGCCAUAAUAUAAUGAAGCUGAAAGAAAGGACACCAUUAAUGACCUCCUUGCAUCAACAUUCAAGAUGACAGAAAUAUAGUUUUUUCUAAAAUUGUAUGGUCAACAUCAAUAUAUAAUGACAUUUUUUUUCUGCACAAUUGAAAAUCAUGGUAUAUACCUGAAACAAUGCAGUUGUGACAGAAAACGCACAGUAACAUUAUGU